AUGGAGGGAGGCAAAAGAAGAAGUAACGACAGAAAAAUAGCGCCGAGUCAUGAUAAAAAACUAGAAAUGAAAGCUUUGAAAAAUUUAGCUUCGAAACUAAAAGUAGCGAGAUCAAAGAAGAGGCUUAGCUCAGGGAUUCUAUAUCCGACUAAAGAGUAUACAGACCAUUCUUAUCUAAACACUGAUCUUGAUUUCAUGACUCUUACAGAUCGAGAACUUGAGAAUACGAGUGAAAUCAAGUCAUAUUCGGAAUGGAGGAGAUAUGUGACAGAGCAUCUUGAUAAGUCUCAUAAAGACUUGAUCAUUCCUUAUCUCAAAAUCUCAAAGAAGAGAAGCAUAAUUUAA
Molecule: messenger RNA, 345 nt
Organism: Moneuplotes crassus
Lineage: Eukaryota; Ciliophora; Spirotrichea; Euplotida; Euplotidae
Source: the annotation of a GenBank genome assembly